AUGGGGGUCUGUUUUUCGUGCAACUCAUCCUCCACAUUCAAGAACAUCCGUGUUGUUCAUCUUAAUGGUUAUGUAGAGGAUUUUGAUCAACCCAUUUCAGCGAGGCAAGUUAUUGGCAAUCCACCAAAGCACUUUGUUUGCACCUCCAUUCAGCUUCUUUGCUCUUCCUCACAACAAUUGAAUGGAGAUACACAACUCCAACCUGGCCAAGUGUAUUUCGUGCUACCAUACUCAGUACUACAACCUGAUGUUUCUCCUGUGGACUUGGCUAGCCUUGCAAAGAAGCUAACCGCAAUAGCCAAAACCAAGCCAUGUGAGUCCCUGAAAGCUACUAGUUCUAUGUCAAGCCAAAAUGUUUGGAGUUCACCUUCCAUGAGUCCUGGAAGAUUUGGGGUGACAGAGCAAUAUGAUAUGAGUAUGAUGAAUAGAGGUCGAAGCCCUUGUAGAGUGCAGCCAUGGAAACCUAUCUUGGACUCUAUCAGUGAGAAGUCACUCACUCGGAGGAGUGAAUCAGAUUUGCAAGAUAAUAAUUAG
Gastrolobium bilobum is the source of this 534-nucleotide messenger RNA. RefSeq lists its product as uncharacterized. The record is from RefSeq and is a predicted model, not a curated record. The transcript has a single exon. NCBI's taxonomy places the organism in Eukaryota, Viridiplantae, Streptophyta, Magnoliopsida, Fabales, Fabaceae. Bases 1 to 534 code for a protein of 177 amino acids.